Chaetomium globosum CBS 148.51 is the source of this 2490-nucleotide messenger RNA. RefSeq lists its product as uncharacterized. Gene Ontology annotation, molecular function: zinc ion binding; DNA-binding transcription factor activity, RNA polymerase II-specific. The transcript has 8 exons. Lineage: Eukaryota; Fungi; Ascomycota; Sordariomycetes; Sordariales; Chaetomiaceae. The record is from RefSeq and is a predicted model, not a curated record. Bases 1 to 2490 code for a protein of 829 amino acids. Gene Ontology annotation, biological process: regulation of DNA-templated transcription.
AUGACUCAUGAAAGCUUCCUUGCUGCCACCGUUUUGGCAGAGGAUGGGCCCACGGCUCGAGCGAUUCUGUGCGGCGUAACCGAGUCCCGCGAGCGGCACUACUACAUCUCCGUCCGGCAUUACAAACCUCAGAACUCGGCCUCGCAGGGUCUUUCUACUAUCAAGCAGUUACAGAAAGAGCGGAGGCCGACGAGCGCUCAAUGGCACGAGUUGCAUCAGAUCCUCGUCAAACAGCCAUCUGUCGUGCAGGUGCGCACUGACGUCACAGAGGAGGCCGAGCAUAUCAUGAAUGCCACGGAAAAGCUUCAAUCGGAUUUAAUUGAGGAAUCAUACUGUUGGUGGCUCGAGGGCAUCGAGUAUUCCUUGACUCGGAUGUUCGUGGCAUCGUUGAAUCCGGACCCGACGGCACCGCACCAGGUUCCCAACCCGAAGACGCUCCAACCUGUCGGCAAUUUUUGGAUCCUUUAUGUCCGUGCCAAGGUUGAUUCUUCCCCGGCGGCCACGAUGCCGGAUCGCGUCAAACAAGCACAGGCACAGCUGGUGCGAGUUCAGGAGCAAUUCAAGGGUGUUUUCGACUUCCCGAAGCCUGGCCAUACCACUCUGAUACCCAUUGGGUCAAUUCUCUACCCAGAGAGCGACAGCGAUGAAGACGUUGGUGAAGACCGUGAAGGCACAGAGGUGACAGGACGCCAAGGCUUCAACUAUAACUAUUCAGAGGAGCCAUCCUCCUGUGUCCCAUCUUCUUUCAGGCCAACCCUGGUCUCGGUGAUCGACUGCCCCUUGAUUCCACUUCCUGGAAAGCCGGAGCCACUUGUGAGCAGUGGGCGGGCGAGCCGAUUGGCUUCCCAGAUGAACCCCUGGACUGUGGUGGGGCUGGUUCCAUUUCAGGGUCGCGACGUCUCAGCCCGCGCCAAUUGCGACGAGGGCAAGCCGACCUGCAAGCGGUGUGAGAAGUCGAGGAGAGAAUGUGGUGGGUACCGGCCCGAGUUCGAGAUUGUCCACCGUGACCAGACUGGAUCGACAGUGCGUCGCUUGCGUAAGGCUGGCGAUGCCCAGCACCAGCAUCCCACGACUCCUCGCCCGUUUGUUUUCAUUCAGGAAGAACCGCAACCAUGGCGACGGCGACAGAGCCCGAGCCCGUCCCCAGUAUCAGCGCUGACCAUCCCUAUCGCCCACCGAGCUUCAUGUUACUUCGCCUCCAAUUUCAUACUUGUGCCCGUCGGCGUCGCCCCGCACGGCUUCAUGGAAUACCUAGUCCCGCUGAUGGACACAGAACCUCCAGAGAGCGCACUUCGCUAUGCCUUCAACGCUUGUGCAUUUGCGCUGCUAGGAAAUCGCGCUAGAGCCGACGGAAUCAACCUUGCCCAAUUGUCCCUAAAAGAACACACGAUGGCUCUGGCCCAGACGCACAAAGCACUCGGCCAUCCUGCUGCUGCCAGCACUGAUUCAACCCUGGCAGCGGUUCUGCUGCUGUGCUUGUACGAGACCCGUGGCCGUGAAGACAUGUGCCGGACCCGGCUGGGUGCGCUUUUAUUCACGGCUGUGCGGCAUCAUCUGGUUUCGCGUGUUUUGUCCUCUGGGUUACCCCUGCCCUUCGGCACUGAUUGGUGGAUGGCCGGCGGAGAUACCGGGUCACUCUUCGCAAACUGUCAGCGUUUUAACCUAAGGUUCAGCGAACUAAGAGCCGAGGCGAACCGGCUCCUAGGCAACGCUUCAAGGUCACCCGAAUCCCUCGCGCAGAUGCACGAGACAGCAACACGUAUCCAAGAUUUAGAUCAGGAGGUCGCCGAUUGGCUAGUAUCCAUCCCCGACGAGUUCCGGUUCCGGACUGUGUGCUUAGUACCCGCAGACGGCCCGGGGAACCCGAGUGGGAGCUCCGGCGAGAAAGAGGCAUUCCCAGGGCGCGUCGAUGUUUAUCCCGACUUUGUCUCCGCCAUGGCGUGGAAUAUGGCGCGAGUCUCGCGCCUUCUCCUCGCCUCGCUCAAUAUCCGGAUUGCUGCUCGGGUCUGCUCGCCGGCUGACUACCGCACCACUCCCGAGUACAAAAACUCAAAACCCGUCUGCGAAAGUACUAUCGCAGACAUAAUCGCCUCUGUGCCAUACCAUUUAGGCUGGCGCAUGCAUGGCAAGGGGCUGAAUGGGCCAGGGUUGUCAACCUUCGCUUGCGGGGAAGAAGGGACCUGCAAAGCUCUGCCGGCUUUGUUUUUGAUAUGGACCUUGACGUGCGUCAAAAAUCAUGAUAUGUCGACGGAAGAACAGCGCGGAUGGGCUAAAGGCCGCCUCAAGUUCAUCGCCGAAGAGGUUGGUUUGAAAUACGCCCAUAUCGUUAACGAGGCCAACCUCCGGUUUCCGUCCAUGAUGAUUCGUAAGGAUGGUAUGUUGGCGGCGGGAGUGGACCCGUUGCAAGUUAUAAACGAGGCGAAGAUGGCCCGAAUUAUCCCUCCAACGCCGGAGAGCAUGACUUCUCCAUCACCAAGACCUUCCGCCUGA